This is a messenger RNA of Aegilops tauschii subsp. strangulata, 884 nucleotides long. RefSeq lists its product as uncharacterized. The record is from RefSeq and is a predicted model, not a curated record. Lineage: Eukaryota; Viridiplantae; Streptophyta; Magnoliopsida; Poales; Poaceae.
GGGGACAAGAAAAGAAAAGAAAAACAACCGCUGCGCUGCAGGCCGCCACACGCUCUCUCGCGCCACUCCCCGCCUCCCGAUUCCCCGGCCGCCGCCGCCGCCGCCGCCGAGUCCGACCAUGCACGCGGCAGCUACCGCCCCGGCGCUGGCGCCGCCCGUCCUCCUCCCCCUCUGCCUACCCACCGGCGCCGGCUCCUCCGCCCGGCCGCGCCGCGCCGCCGUCCGGUGCGAGCUUGCCGCCGCCUCCGCCUCCUCCGCGGCGCCCGCGGCCGCUCCCGGAUCCGUGGCCGCCCCCCGCUGGGCCCAGACGACGGUCGUCAUCCCGCCACAGCGCCGCGGCUGCCACAUCAUCACCCACAAGAUCAUGCACGCGAUCAGGAGCGACCUCUCGGAGUUCAAGUGCGGCCUGGCGCAUCUCUUCUUGCACCACACGAGCGCUUCACUCACUCUUAAUGAGAACUACGACCCCGAUGUCCAAACUGACACUGAAACAUUCCUUAGUCGAAUUGUCCCAGAGGGUCCAUCUGCUCCAUGGAGGCAUACCAUUGAAGGAUCUGAUGACAUGCCAGCACAUAUCAAAUCAUCAAUGUUUGGCUGUGCCUUGACAAUUCCUAUCACUGACGGGCGUCUCAACAUGGGAACUUGGCAGGGUAUAUGGCUCUGUGAACACCGUGAUUACGCUACUCCUCGCACAAUUGUGAUUACACUCAGUGGGAUAUGAGUGGUCAAUGCUUGGAGCGGCAAAUACAGUGUUGUGAUUCUGAUGUGCACUGAAAUUGGAACUUUGCUCCAACUGUUAUAUGAGCUGCCCUGACAUAUCUUAUUUGUAAUCUUGUUUGGGUAGUUAUGUACAAGUGGAAUAAAUAGUAGAUUUUCUGAGCUCC